Messenger RNA from Aspergillus puulaauensis, 2139 nucleotides. Its product is annotated as beta-glucosidase H. Gene Ontology annotation, biological process: glucan catabolic process. The coding region runs from base 1 to 2139 and encodes 712 amino acids. The record is from RefSeq and is a predicted model, not a curated record. The transcript is spliced from 2 exons. Gene Ontology annotation, molecular function: beta-glucosidase activity. Lineage: Eukaryota; Fungi; Ascomycota; Eurotiomycetes; Eurotiales; Aspergillaceae.
AUGGGCGUUGCGGCCACACCAAAACACUUCGUCGCCAAUGAGACCGAGAACAAUCGAACAGUACUAUCCGCACAGAUUGAUGAGCAGACUCUCCGAGAGGUCUACCUGCUCCCUUUUCAACUACUGAUGAAAAGGUCGAAGCCCUGGUGUCUUAUGACAAGUUACAAUCGAGUGAAUGCCACGUACGUUUCCGAUGACAAUAGGCUAGUCAAUGGCAUCGCACGGCGGGAAUGGGGCUUUGACGGCGUAGUGGUCUCAGACUGGAUGGGCGUUUAUUCCACAGCAGACUGCAUAAAUGCAGGAGUCGAUCUUGAAAUGCCAGGACCUACAAAAUGGCGUGGUAAUAAGUUAUUGAAAGCUAAAGAGGACGGACAAGUAUCCGAGGAUACCAUCGACGCUUCUGCGACCCGCGUGUUAGAGCUUGCAAAACGUCUUGGUCGCUUCGAGAACCCAGAAGAGCCACCAGAGCUGGCUCUGCAAAACCCCGAGCGAGAUCGAUUCAUCGCUAUUGCAGGUGCUGAGGGGAUGGUUCUGUUAAAGAAUGAUAAUGACGUCCUCCCGCUACCGAAGAACGCAACAGUUGCUGUCAUUGGGCAUCAUGCUCUAAAUGCUGCUUUGGGAGGAGGUGGCAGUGCCCGUGUGGAUUCACUACGUGCCAUCAGCCCGGCCCAAGGACUAAAGGAAGCAGGAUUCAAUGUUAUAGAAGCUCCAGGGGCCCCAGUCUUUGGUGCCCUGCCUCAUGCAGAUGAGAAAAUACUUUACGUAUCAAGCACAAAAUCACAAACCGCGGAGCCGGUUACCCUGGAAUGGUUCAAUGGCAAUGUCAUCGGACAGAACCUAGUUCAUGAAGAAACAAAAGCCUCGCCGGAAUACAUGAUCAAGGAGAAAUGGCCAUCCUAUCUCAGCGCCGAGUACUGCACCAGAAUCACUUUCGACAUCCGUCCCUCCACAAGCGGCGAGCAUAUCCUCUCAGUCAUUUCAACUGGUCCAGCCAUCUGCUACAUUAACGGCGAGAAGGUCUUUACAAGAUCCCAGGAAACAGACCUCAAACCCGAGUCAUUCUACUUUUUCAAAUCUCAGCUCGAACGCCGCUUCACAUAUCCUAUGCAAGCAGGACAUUUUUACACGCUCACCCUUGAAUCGUGGAACACCGAUCCCGAUAUCCUCAAUGGGCCCCGCCUUAAAAGCCGCAUGUUCCAAGGCUCAGCCCUCCGUUUCCACGAAUUCGUCGAUCUUCCAAAUCGCAUGGAAACCGCCAGGAAUGCCGCUUCACAAGCCUCACACGCCAUCGUCUGUAUUGGAACAACCACCGAGAUCGAAUCCGAAGGCUUCGACCGCACCUCGUUUGCGCUCUCUCAGUCUCAAUAUGAUCAAAUACUUGCCGUAACAUCCGCAAAUCCAAACACAAUCGUUGCCAACUUCAGCGGCAGUCCAAUCGACCUCACGCCCUUCGUUUCCAAAGUUCCGGCUCUCGUCCAAGCCUGGUUCCCCGGUCAGGAAGCCGGCCAUUCUCUGGCCCUCGUUCUAUCCGGGGCCGUCAAUCCCAGCGGCCGACUCCCCUUUUCCUGGCCAGCACGAGACGAAGAUAAUCCCACCUUCGGCAAUUUCCCGUGCGACCAGGAUAACAUUGUUCGGUAUGCCGAGGGGCUCGAUGUGGGGUAUCGAUACUACGAUCAACAAGAUACACCUACCCCGUUGUUCGCGUUUGGUUUCGGUCUCGGAUAUGAGACGGACUUUAGAAUCUCCAACUUACAUCUCAUAGACCCAGACAGCGUCGGUCUGGGUUCUAACCCCGAAGGACUGAUAAGAUUCACCUGUUCAGUUAAGAAUCACGGCACCAGAAGCGGCGCAACUGUACUCCAGUAUUAUAUCAGUAUCCCUCAGCCUAGCACUAAUAUUGGCCGUGACAGGCCGCUGAAAGAACUGAAGGAGUUCCAGAAACUAGUUCUCGAACCGGGCGAGGAGAAAGAGGUCGUUAUAUCACUCGACAAGUAUGCGGUAAGCCACUAUAAUGUGCAGGAGAAGUGCUGGCAGGUAGAUGCGGCGAGAUAUAUUCUUUCUGUUGGGCUCUCAGCUGAGCAUAUUUUCCAGGUCAUGGAAUUUGAGCUUGAAAAGGGAUUUCAGUGGACUGGGCUUUAA